Molecule: messenger RNA, 348 nt
Organism: Otolemur garnettii (small-eared galago)
Lineage: Eukaryota; Metazoa; Chordata; Mammalia; Primates; Galagidae
Source: RefSeq, a predicted model, not a curated record
AUGACGACAGUUCGACAGCUUGGAGUCAGCAAACACUUGGUCUUUUGUCCUGCUGCCGUCUCCUUACUGCACACACUUCCACAUUCAGACAAAGCAGAAUGGAGACCUACCCACCAGGGCUGUCCAUGUGAUGGCCCUUUCUGUGGCCCCAUGUCUAAGAGGUUCCAGGGACCUCACCAUGAUGGCCUAGGACCACAAGCCACGGCCAGCCCCAGUGUCCUCACCAUCGAGGGGAAAGGGAGGAGCCAGGCUCAGCCUGUCCUAUAUGUAUUUCCAGAAGCCCUCUCUGGGCACUUAUUUACUUGUAUUCAUCUCUGGUCUGUGGGCCUCUCUCCCCUAUCUGAUUAG